Molecule: messenger RNA, 1754 nt
Organism: Cuscuta campestris
Lineage: Eukaryota; Viridiplantae; Streptophyta; Magnoliopsida; Solanales; Convolvulaceae
Source: the annotation of a GenBank genome assembly
UUUGGCGAUGCAUGUUCUAGGGUUCUUUGUUUUUUUAUUAUAAAGUUCUUUUAAUAAAAAAACUAUUUUGAGAAUUUACUUUAAAUUUAAAAAAAAAAAUGUAGAAUGAAACCAUUUGUUGCAGCAUACUCUGCUUACCGUAGCAAAAGCGUAACCCUAAGCGGAAGAGUAGAUAGUGGUCGAGGGAGAGAAUCACAUCUCCCGGCAGAGCGUAUAAGAACGCCAUCAUCGUCACCGGCUAUCUAUCGUCAUCUAGUCAUGGAUGCUAUCAGGAAACAGUUGGAUGUGCUGAUGGGAUCAAAUCGAAACGGAGACGUCAGCGAGGUGAACCGGAAGUACUUCGACCGUGAUGUUUGCCGUCUUUUCCUCGCCGGCCUCUGUCCUCACGAUCUAUUCCAACUCACAAAAAUGGAUAUGGGCCCAUGCCCAAAGCUACAUUCUCUGGAGUUGAGGAAAGAAUAUAUGGAUGCAAAAUCAAAGGGUCUUGAUAACUAUGAUGGAGACCUGGAGGAUGUUAUUGACAGACUGAUUGUCGAAUGUGAUAGGAAAAUCGAAAGAGCCAUCAAACGGCUGGCCGAAGAGGACGCCAAGGCUGCCGUUGCGAUAUCAGUUUCUGAAGUUACUCAAACAGAAGAGAUUCUUGAAUUGUCAAAGUUGAUUAAACAAAAGUUAAAAGAAGCUGAUCAAUAUGAUCUUGAAGGCAAGACUGAUAUGAAAAUCCAUGUUCUUGAAGAGGUUGAAGAGCUCCGAAUCAAAAGAGCUGACAAACAGGCAAUACUUUUACUGGAUGCCUAUAACAAAGAUCGAGCAUCUCUACCCCAGCCAAUUCAAAACCAUCCACAUUUAGCAGCAUUGCCUGCUGCUGUUCAUAAUCCUCGCAUACAAGAAAUGAUAAAUGAGAAGCUAAAGAAAGCAGAAUAUCUUGGUGAGCAAGGGAUGGUUGAUGAGGCACAGAAGGCACUAGAAGAGGCUGAAGCUCUUAAAAAGCUGCCAGCAGCACGGCAAGAACCAGUAGGCGAUUCCUCAAAGUACACUGCUGCUGAUGUACGCAUUACUGAUCAGAAGCUGCGUGUUUGUGACAUUUGUGGAGCAUUUUUAAGUGUUUAUGACAGUGAUCGUCGUUUAGCUGACCAUUUUGGAGGAAAACUCCACUUAGGUUAUAUCCAAAUCCGAGAGAAGCUUGCUGACCUUCAGGAUGAGAAAAACAAAAAACGGAAAUCAUAUGAAGAUGAGAGAAGAUCUAGAGAACGAAGUAGCCGAGAGCGCGAAAGUGAACCAAGCAGGGAUCGAGGUGAAAGUCGUGGUGAUCGAGGGAGGGAUUAUGAUCGUAAGAGCAGAGAGCAUGACAGAAGACACUAUGAUGACCAUAGCUAUGAUAGGAGGAAGGAGCGGUCUCGCAGCUAUGAUUCUAGGAGCCGCCACAGAUCAAGGUCAAGGUCCAUAGAACGCUCAAGAAAUUACGAUCGCCACAGGCGAUAUUGAUCACAACAUGCUGAAAUUAAAGCGGCUGUUCUCUGCCAGCCACCGUUCCAUGGGGGACUUGAAAAGAUCUGUUUUAUGUAAAAACCUUUUUCGUAAUAAUAAUGAUGCUACAUGUUUUGUUGUGGGAUCUGGGAUUUUCUGUAUGUAGGGGGGUGAAUUUAAAGAGGAGUACUUGGGAUUUCAUCAUUGUUGUCUUUGUACCCGGUAAACUCGUAGCUCGUUUUAUGGAGAUUUACCAAUUGAUAGGGAACAUUACGAGCACAAGGCUUUUU